AUGCCCGAGUUACUUCCGCCCGAGCCUUCUUCCGUCUCCGACAUGUCGACUACCUCUACUCUUGCAGCUUCUGCAAACAAUUCCAAUAAACUCUCGAAUCUCCCGCCCGCAAUAACAAACUCGUAUACCGUAUAUGUGGGGGAACAGAUGUUCAGACUAUAUCGUUCUUCGAUUAUCUUUGACUCUCCCAACUUUUUCACUCAGAGUUUUCUCAGAGAUGAGGUGGACGACCUUAACAAAAAGUCUAAUAACGGAUCUGACGACAACGAAGAAGAACGAGACGGUGUGGCCGGCCGAGCGUAUAGUACCGAAACGCCAACGACAAACGUCAUGGAUAAUAUUGACGUCAGUACCCAGACUACUCCGGAUACCUUGACAACUGUUCCGGUCGUCAGAGAAUUGAAAAUAGACAGGGAUCCCCGAUUAUUCGAAGUGAUUUUGAGAUAUUUGCGUGGAUACAACAUAUUUCCCCUAUCUUCGGUAAACCUUCCACCUGGCAUGUCACUAGACUUGUUCCGCGAAAGCUUGCUCGAAGACGCUCGUUUCUACGGAUUAGAUAGAUUGGCAAGACUGCUUCAGGCCGAGACCCCGACACCUUUACGGUAUAAAGAUCCGUUCACCUCACAAGACAAGAUUCUCCUUUCACUUCGAGACGUCCCGAUACACAAGGAAUUUAUUAAAUCGAAACUGGCCAGUCCGUCGGCAGUCGAGUUCUUUACCGGAGCGGUUCUUACGAUCGAUAUAGACAGCACAGACUCUACCAUACGAUUUCAUACCGAGAUACUAAAUGAACAAGACAAGAAAGCGCUCGAUACCCUGGGUGACAUUUACGGUGAUGAUACCAAGAUCAAACUAUCACGCUCGUUAACUACAGGAUGGAACAUGCGCAAUAUCCUCAACGGGAUACGAUUGGAAAUCGACGGAGUUCAAAUUACGGGAAUCGAUGUUGCUUCUCUUCUUGGGUCAUUUGGUCCUCGCAACAAAACUUUGGAAGACAUGUUUCGACUAGCUGGCGGUGAAAGGUUGGUCAUAUAUGCUCAAGAAUUUGUAUUCAGGCUGGAGAAAGGCAGACAGACGGCCUCGAGCAUAGCUGAUAGCGAUGCCGGGAAAGGUAUUAGCGAAAGUGUCUCUGUUCACAGUACUGGCAAUGAUGGAGCGGAUCAAGCUAACAACGAUGAGAAUAACGAAACAAUAGAUGAAAAUACCGUGGUUACGGGCAAUUCAUCUUCGCUUGUGGAUGGGAUCGAAGAUCAAGUGUUUUUAGGCGUGGUUUGGGCCAAGGGGUGGACACAAGAAUGGUGGGCAUGGAACGAAUAUAGAAUGAAACUGGACACUCUCCAAUAG
Paraglomus occultum is the source of this 1344-nucleotide messenger RNA. Lineage: Eukaryota; Fungi; Glomeromycota; Glomeromycetes; Paraglomerales; Paraglomeraceae. The record is from the annotation of a GenBank genome assembly.